Messenger RNA from Dama dama (fallow deer), 825 nucleotides. RefSeq names its product glutathione peroxidase 5 (gene GPX5). NCBI's taxonomy places the organism in Eukaryota, Metazoa, Chordata, Mammalia, Artiodactyla, Cervidae. Gene Ontology annotation, biological process: response to oxidative stress. The coding region runs from base 1 to 660 and encodes 219 amino acids. The record is from RefSeq and is a predicted model, not a curated record. The transcript is spliced from 5 exons. Gene Ontology annotation, molecular function: glutathione peroxidase activity.
AUGACUGUACAGUUAAGGGCCUCUUGUCUUUUUCUCCUUUUCCUAGCCGGCUUUGUUCAGACAAAUUCCAGUCUAGAGAAGAUGGAUUGCUACAAAGAUGUGAAAGGCACCAUCUAUGAUUAUGACGCUUUCACUCUUAAUGGAAAGGAACAUAUUCAGUUCAAGCAGUAUGCGGGCAAGCAUGUCCUUUUUGUCAAUGUGGCCACCUAUUGUGGUCUGACAGCUCAAUAUCCUGAACUGAAUGCACUACAGGAGGAGCUGAAGCCCUUUGGCCUAGUUGUGUUGGGAUUUCCCUGUAACCAAUUUGGAAAGCAAGAACCAGGAGAAAACUCAGAAAUUCUUCCAGGACUGAAGUAUGUCCGUCCAGGAGGAGGAUAUGUACCUAAUUUCCAGCUGUUUGAGAAAGGGGAUGUGAAUGGUGAAACAGAGCAGAAAGUCUUCACCUUCUUAAAGCAAUCCUGUCCUCACCCUUCUGAGAUUAUGGGCUCAAUCAAACAUAUAUCCUGGGAACCCAUCAUGGUCCGUGACAUCCGCUGGAAUUUUGAAAAGUUCCUAGUGGGACCUGAUGGUGUCCCUGUCAUGCGCUGGUUUCAUCGGACUCCCGUCAGUACAGUCAAGUCAGAUAUUCUGGCAUACAUGAAACAGUUCAAAACCAAAUAAGAAGAUCAAGUUGGGGGCAGGAGCCAUCCUGCUUCUUUACCUGAAGACCUGUUUUAAAAAAAAAAUCUUUUCUCUACAUUCUCUUCCUAAAUGCCCUCCACUUGACUAAAUCACCUCUAUAGUGCCAAAAUUCCCACUCUCUAUCAAGUAGAUUUAUGUUCAGAA